Molecule: messenger RNA, 1482 nt
Organism: Scheffersomyces amazonensis
Lineage: Eukaryota; Fungi; Ascomycota; Pichiomycetes; Serinales; Debaryomycetaceae
Gene: ERG6
Product: sterol 24-C-methyltransferase
Exons: 1
Coding region: 103-1236 (377 amino acids)
Biological process (GO): ergosterol biosynthetic process
Cellular component (GO): endoplasmic reticulum
Molecular function (GO): sterol 24-C-methyltransferase activity
Source: RefSeq, a predicted model, not a curated record
UAUAUAUAUAUCUUUAAAGAGAACUUGUAUUAUCAAUUCAACAGUUAUAAUAAAGUAAGACUCAACUCAUACAAUUAGAACAUAAUAUAUCAUAAUAAUAAGAUGCCAGAACAAGUUGUAUUAGCUCAUAAGGAUCAUAAAAGAGAUGCUGAAUUCACCAAAGCUUUACAUGGUGAAUCAUAUAAGAAGACUGGGUUAUCAGCCUUGAUGGCCAAAUCCAAAGAUGCAUCUGUUGUUGCCAAUAGUGGUUACUUUAAACAUUGGGAUGGAGGUGUUACUGAAGAUGAUGAAGUUAAAAGAUUAAGUGAUUAUUCUCAAUUAACUCAUCAUUAUUAUAAUUUAGUAACUGAUUUUUAUGAAUAUGGUUGGGGUUCAUCAUUCCAUUUCUCAAGAUAUUAUAAAGGUGAAGCCUUUAGACAAGCUACUGCUAGACAUGAACAUUUCUUAGCUCAUAAAAUGAACAUUAAUGAAAAUAUGAAAGUAUUAGAUGUUGGAUGUGGUGUUGGUGGUCCAGGUAGAGAAAUUACCAGAUUUACUGAUUGUGAAAUUGUUGGAUUAAACAAUAAUGAUUAUCAAAUUGAAAGAGCUCAACAUUAUGCUAAAAAGUAUAAUUUAGAUCAUAAAUUAUCUUAUGUUAAGGGUGAUUUUAUGCAAAUGGAUUUUGAAGCAGAAACUUUUGAUGCUGUUUAUGCUAUUGAAGCUACUGUUCAUGCUCCAGUUUUAGAAGGAGUUUAUUCAGAAAUAUAUAAAGUUUUAAAACCAGGUGGUGUUUUUGGUGUUUAUGAAUGGGUUAUGACCGAUGCAUAUGAUGAAAACAAUGCUGAACACAGAAAAAUUGCUUAUGGUAUUGAAGUAGGUGAUGGUAUUCCAAAAAUGUAUAAGAGAGAAGUUGCUGAACAAGCUCUUAAGAAUGUUGGAUUUGAAGUUGAAUAUGAACAAGAUUUAGCUGAUAAAGAAGAUGAAAUUCCAUGGUAUUAUCCAUUAAGUGGUGAAAUGAAAUAUUGUCAAACCUUUGGUGAUUAUUUUACUGUAUUUAGAACUUCUAAAUUAGGUAGAUAUAUUACUACUGAAGCUGUUGGAUUAAUGGAAAAAUUAGGUUUAGCUCCAUCUGGUUCUAAACAAGUUACUCAUGCUUUAGAAGAUGCAGCAGUUAAUUUAGUUGCUGGUGGUAAGCAAAAAUUAUUUACUCCAAUGAUGUUGUAUGUUGCUAGAAAACCAUUAAAUGCCAAAGAUUAGUUGAGCUAAUCUUUUCAUCUUCCAUCUUAUCUAUCAUACAUUGUAAAUGUCAUACCCUUAACUUAUUUAAUUAAUAUACACUAAUAGAAAUGAACGUUCAGUACAUAGAUCUAUAAAAUACAUAUAUUCUUUUUAGUAUACCAUACCAUACCAUACCAUACCUUUUAGUUUAGUUUUAGUUUUUCACAGCCACUACUCUUCUCUUCUCUCAUCCUAAAACGUGCAUCCCGAUUAGGAAUCGGAAGC